This is a messenger RNA of Eublepharis macularius, 3420 nucleotides long. RefSeq names its product Bardet-Biedl syndrome 12 (gene BBS12). Gene Ontology annotation, molecular function: ATP binding. Gene Ontology annotation, biological process: chaperone-mediated protein complex assembly; photoreceptor cell maintenance. The record is from RefSeq and is a predicted model, not a curated record. NCBI's taxonomy places the organism in Eukaryota, Metazoa, Chordata, Lepidosauria, Squamata, Eublepharidae. Bases 951 to 3071 code for a protein of 706 amino acids. The transcript is spliced from 2 exons.
UCUGCACGCGAGGCAGGUUUCCUUCCACCUCCCCAGCGGCCCUUUCCGAGAGCUGAGGGCGGUUGGGGGCUUGACUGAGCCCUGGCCACAAAACAAAGGGGUGCCGGUGCCGGUUUGAUAGGCCGAGCCGCUGCAGAAAGACAGCCCGAAAGCCCGAUUUCGUUGCGAGUCUCCGUCAAGAGGGGCUGCGGGCCCAGAAAGGCCCGGAAGAGAGCGAGCCAAGGCCCGGGCAGGAAGCAGCGGCGAAUCGCCUUUCCUCGCCCUGCCCACCGCGAAGGCAGGUCCCACACUUGCGCUGCGAGGCAGGCGACGCUGCUUCCUCCCUCCCUCCCGCCUCCGCUGGCAGGAAAGCGGAGGCCGCUUCUUUCCAAGAAGCAGCUGCCGAGAGCAGGGCUCUUGGAACUGAGGCCCAGCGGCGCCACAGCCUCGCUCCUAAAACCGCGUCUAGCAAGGCAGUCUGGCGCCCGAGGACGCAACGCGGCCUCAGGCGCUCCUGCUUCGUUGUGCCUGGCCGCUUGCCGGGCGGCGUGUUUCCCGCUGCGCGUCUUUACCCCUGAGGCAAACUGCCCCCCCUCCCCUUAGGGUUGCCAACUCUGGCUUAGGAAAACCUUGGUGAUUUGGAGGCAAAGCCUGGGGGGGCGAGGGCAGGAGGUGGGAGCUGAACGGGGAUAUGCUUCCAUAGAGUCCACCUAUUGCCUGGAGAUCAGUUGUAAUUCCGGGAGAUCGCCAGCCACCAUCUGGAGGUUGGUAACCCUUCCCCAGCCGAAAGGAGGGGAAGAGGCACUUUAGCGGGGUGGGUUUUAUGUUGACACGCUUCUAGUGGGAGUUAUUGUCGAGGUACUGGGAGAAGCUGGGUACGUGGCUAGUGGAAAAACGGAGGGCUGGCCUCAGGCCCUAGAUGCUGGAGCUGCCAUUGAAGCAGAUGUCUUGGGAUCGUGGCUUUUGGGAACAUGACCAGUAAGAGGCAUUUAGGAUUACAGCAACUUUCCUCUUUGGCAUCUACUGCAAAGACCUUUUUAGGACCAGUUAAAUCUUCCAAAUUUAUUGUUGAUGAAAGAACUCAUGGGAGUAUGUUGAUUUGCUCUGCAGCACGACUUCUUGAAAGCUUGGAUUCAAGUAAUACAGUAGGACAACUUCUUAAUGAUGCCAUCCAGGCACAGAACAAAGAGUAUAAAACUGGAACAACCACUCUGUUAUUUCUUGUCAGUGCAUGGAGCAACGCUGUGCUUGAGUGCCUUGAGCAGGAUAUUCCCCUUUCAAUAAUAGUAGCUGUGAUGUCAGAAGGUCUCAGUUCUUGCAUUGAACAAGUUCAGUGCUUGACAAUAUCAAUGCUCAACACGAAGGAAAAGCUAGAUGAUGUUCCUAUGAAAGAUAAUGACAAGGUCAUUAACAUUUGUUUUGACACAACUGGAAGGCAGAUUGUUGAAACUAAAACUUCAGGUGUCAGAUUUAAAAACAGUUUUGAAAUCCAUGUAUCGGAAAAAGAAGAACCUGCCAUUCAGCAAGGAAAUGCUAUCAAUCCUUGGGAAAGCUCACCGUAUCCGUGGGUAUUUACUAAAAGCAGCAUAGCAUGUUCACAGGCUAAUCUAGUAGAUGCCAGUUGUGUCAUCACAAUUAGCAAACCUCAUUUGGAUCUGUCAAACUGUAAUAAAAGAUCAAAAUUCAUCCACAGCAGAUACUUCAGUAGUGUGAGGGAAAUCCAUUCACAACAGCCAUCAGAUUAUUUUAAUGGCUCUGCAAAACGCAUGAAUGAACUCAAGUAUUUGGGACAACUUGCAAUGUCUCUUAGCCAUGGAAAUGGCCGUGAAAUGAAACUGGUACAGGAUAUUCUCAGAUACCAGUUGCUGACUGAUUAUCAAAUAGCUGACUCCCAUCCUUUCCAAUUUAAUAUUUCAAAAAUUGUAACUUGUUGUUUACCUGGUAUGUCUGAAAGUUAUUCUUGUGUUUGCCCUGGGUAUGUCACAUUACUAUCUCCAGAGAAAGCUGCUGUUGCUAAGCAACUUCAGGAUAGACCUCUUUGUAUUAUUCUUGCAGAUGGUGACCUAACAGAAAUGUAUCGCCAUUUGGGGUUUAACAGGUCAUACAAUGUAAGAAUGGUCUUUGAAAGUGGAAAUAAUCAAGCAAAUAGCUCAGGUUUGUGGGUUGACACAGUAUUAAAUAUUCUGAAUCAGUAUCACGUUGAUUUAAUUUUUGUGCAAGGUAACACGUGUGAAAGUUUAGAGGAAAGAUGCUUGCUAAAUAAUAUACUGAUAAUUAAUCAGGUCGAACAUGCUGUAUUGCAAGCUUUUAGCAAUAUUACAGGAGUAGAAAUAGUGACCUACCUUGCUCAGGUGAAUGAACAUUGUGUUGGCAAGGAUGUCUGUUUAAAUUUCUGGGGAGCUGAAGAGUCAAGUUGUAUGGAAUGGGAUAGCAGAGUACCAAUCGUUAUAACAGCAAAAGGAAUUCACCUGGUAACAGCAGUGCUUAGUAGUCCGGUAUUGUCCAAGAUGCAAGCCAUUGAAGAUCAGUUUUGGACGUGUGCUUAUCGUGUGCAUCAUGCUCUACUUGAUAACGCAGUCUUUCCUGGAGGCGGUGCUGUUGAAUUUCUGUGUCUCAGCUACCUUGAGAAGUUGGAGAAAGAGGCCAAAAAGUCCACAGGAGAAUUUCAUGUUGGUCCCUCCUGGCUUGCAAAAUCUUUGGAACAAUAUAAACCUCUGGUGUUUAAUGCUUUGGCAUGUGGUUGGCACCAGUACCUUUGCGCUGUCAUGUGCAAUACUGCAAACAGUUCAUCCGAGUUUGAAGCCAGCAUUUUUAUAGAGCAGCAUCUCAGAAAAGCAACCAUGUGCAGUUCACCUUCUGCCUACAUAAUGGAGGAGUUUAGGAAGGAGAAGAUGAGCACAGCAAUCCUUGAACCUGUAGGGACAUAUGAAAAGGCUUUAAAAGUGUAUGACAAUGUUACUGCUAAAAUAGAGGCAUGGCGUAGAGCUCUAGAUUUAGUGCUGUUAGUUCUUCAAACAGAUGCUGAAAUUAUCACAGGACCUAAGAGAGAUCAGUUGUUAAAAUCACAAGCAAGUGAGUUUGUGUUUUUAUAAGAAUUUGUAAGGCUGCAUAUGGUUAUAAAUGUAGAAUAUGCACAAGUCUGCAAGCAAUUGCCAUGAUUACUCAAGAAAGGUGACUCUGCAUGUAAGACAAUUUACCUAAAACAAGUCACAUACAAAAUUUUAUUUUAAUUACUGUACAUACUUGUAACUUAUAUGUGAACAUAAAAUGACACCUCGUUUUCUUGGCAACACAUGGGAAAACCCAAUUUUUUGAGUAAAUACUGUAUAUAUUUGUAUGGUUUUGUAAUCUGAAAUUCUUGGUAAGAUGUUUUGGGUCCUUUCAGGGAUGAGGAGUGUCAAGCAAAUACUCUCAUAAAAUAUAAAAUUAAGAAAAUAAAUA